GCUCGCACGCACAUAAUCAAGUGCGAUUAUUUUACGGUCGUAUUACUUGUGGAUGCGUUUAUAUCGUUCGCCUUUUACUAUAAAGAAUAAAACGUAGUAUGAAUCAUGCCCCUCUGCAUUAGUCCAAAUGAAGCCUGCGUGCAACGACUACACUUGCUGGAGAGCAAACUCCGCAGAAAAGAAGAGCGGAUUGCAGAGCUGGAGACUGAAAAUGCCUUGAUGCACCUCAAAUUAUCUGAAUGUUACGGAAAGCUUGAAAGAGGCAAUGAAGAGAAAAGUCGCCUUUGCCAGUUAUAUGAAGAACAGAAGACCUGCAAGAGAAUUCUAAUGCAAGCUGUCUCCAGGCUGUUGGAAGAAAUUCAGAUCCUUAAGCAACAUGUAAAAGAUCUGUACCACACUUAUGUUACAUUCUAUGAAGAACUUCAGAAGAAAAGCCAGGAUUUCCUCACCGAAGUUACAGCAGCCAGUGAAAGCCUGAAGGUGCACUGUUUUGGUCAAAAUGGUUUUUAUACUCGAGUUCCCAUGCUGGAAAGGGCUUUGCAGGAUAUGAAGACACAAUAUGAGAAUGAAAGGCAGAAGAGAAAGAUACUGCAUAACACUUUAGUGGAGCUUAGAGGAAAUAUCAGAGUUCACUGCAGGGUGCGCCCAAUCUUACCUAAUGAUUACGAAGAUACAGAAACACUAUUCAGAUGUGGAUCCAUUUCAGAGAAAGUGAUUCAUGCAGUUAAUGAUGACACCAUCUUUGUUAGCAGCUCUAGACCUGGGUAUCCCACAGUGAACAAAAGGAUUGAAUUUGAAAGAGUGUAUUCCUCAGAAGAGUCUCAAGAAGUAGUAUUUGCUGAUGUGCGCCCUUUAAUCACUUCACUUCUAGACGGAUAUAAUGUUUGUAUAAUGGCAUAUGGCCAGACAGGCAGUGGAAAAACAUACACAAUGAUGGGGCCGCCUGGUGAAGACAACUUAAACUCUGAAGAUCCUACAGAAGAAGGAAUUAUCCCCAAAUCAGCUAAAGAGUUGUUCAAGUUUAUUUCUGAAAGAGAAACGUGCCACUAUUCUGUGGAGGUUUCUAUUGUGGAAAUUUACAAUAAUGAAGUGUUCGAUCUGCUAGCAAAAGACAGUGAUGGGACAAUGCGAAGCAUCAAGAGGGACGUUAUCACAAUGGUUAAUGGACGGAGCAGUGUGCCAUCUUUGACGUAUGAGCGAGUAGAAAAUGUAACUGAAAUCAUGUAUUUCUUAAACCUUGGGAUGCAACGCCGAGUGAAACAUCCAACACUGGUCCACACUGACUCCUCUCGCUCUCACCUGAUUGUUACCCUUACUGUUACAAUGCAUGGCCCUACACCUAGAGGCAUGGAAAAUGAACAGGAGUCAUCAUAUCACAAUUGUUCAUCAAUUAAAAAUACAGAGGAAUAUGUCCAGCUUUCUCCACCAAAGCCAAAUAUUGUAUUGGUGCCAGAACACUCGAAGCGUAUGAAAAUGAAAUUAGAACUAGUUGAUCUUGCAGGCAGUGAAUGUGUUGGAUAUUCAGCUGCUUUACCAGCUCCACCUCCUAAUGGCAGAAAGCUAAAAGCACAUAUGCUUGAGGCAGCCAUCUGUGUGCUGGGCUAGAAGUGUCUCUAAAUGUACAGAGAGAAGUAAUUCAUUAUUAUCAGUCCACACUAGGAGUGCCAUCAACCCGAGAAUAAAUAUAAACAGUUGUGUUGUUUUCUGCUUUAAAGGUCUUAAAUCAUAUGAAUUCUAGAAGUAAACAUGAAAUAGUGGAUAUCAGAAGUGUACACAUAGUUACUGAACUUUCAGUUUUCAUUGAUGUUAAGGCUGAAAUAAUUUUUUGAGAGAAUAAGGAAAAAUCCCUUUCUACACCAUGGCUGUAUGAGUGUACACACCUUUACAUGAUGGGGUUUGGGUGACUGUUAAACCCCAAAGUCUAAUUCAAGCAAAGUGAAGGUUUAGCUGUCUCGCCACCUACAACAGCCUAUGCCUUGGCACCCAGAGUGGCCUCUCGCAAAUAGUUGGGCAGGUGGGAACUUUACAAAGAUACCUAUAAGAGAGCACAGAUUUUAUUGUUACCAUUUAUAAUGGUGGGUAAGCUUCACAAAACCUAAGGCAUUAAUUCACAAACCAUCCAAAGCAUUGAUGAAGAUGUAUUAACAUUCCUUAGAACUACAUUAAAGGUAGUUGGAGCAAAUAGCUACCAGACCGUGAAGAGAAGUGUGUUUCCUUUAGGGAAUCAGGAAGCAUUGGUAAAGUAAGACAAACAUUUCUAGAACUGCAUACUAUAUAUAAUUCUUCUUGUGCCUCUCUUAAAUGUAACUCAAUGCAGAAAGAAAUGAAGCUGCACCACAGAUAUAUUUGCAUUGUAGCGUAAUUGAGCUCUGCUUGUAUUCCUUACAGUUCACCUUUAUUCUUAAACAUUCUUACGUCACGUCAAUGUACAUGUGCUAGUUAAUCUGUUAUUGACGUUUUUGGGAUAAUGUACAACUUAUAGAAACACUGACUGGGCAGGGAAGUGAAUUCAGGUCACUGUGAGAUAUGGGGCCCCGCUGUAUUACCAUAUUGUAAUUCCUGCAUUAAAAUGAAAUUGCAUUGAGUAUUGUCACCGCAUAAACAUCUGUCAUUUCUAAUGGUGGUAUUUACUGUAAGAGCCUGUUUAGUUGUGUCAUUAAUCACAUUGGCAUUGUGACCACUCUGCAAUGGUAAGCAUGUUUCUGCUCCAUGUGGAACUAACUGAACAUCAGUUAGAAGAUUGUAUGAAACCUGUAUCAUGCGCUGCUGCCCUGCAUACUUUCAGACAACGUUCCUGUUGACAGUAACAUAUUGCAGCGAGACUUAAUUUUUACCAAAACUGGAAAGUUGCAAUGUCAUCAUGGAAACAUACUGAUAGAAAACAUCUCUUAAUUCAUCUAUUUUCAGCCUCACUUAAAUCAAAUUUAGGAUUGUAGAGCCAGGAGAUUUUUUUAACAGUGUCGGGUAUAAUGCAAAGGACACUCGGACUCACACCCCCAGUUAGACAGGACGGAGUCCCCUGUUAAACAAACUUUCAUGCCUCUUUGAUGUCAGAGGAAGUACAAAGUCUGCACAGGCAGACUUCUGGGUGAGAUUCAGACUCAGAAGUGUGGGGAUGUGUAAGAGUAGUGCUGUCCAUUGUGAAAUUGUGUCACCUCGUUUAAAAAAAAAAAAAAAAAUUAAAGAAAUGUGUACUAAAUAUUAUACUAAGUUUGUAAGCCUCGCCAUCUCUGGCUUGAGAAAGCUCUUCUCUCACUUUGCUGUGCCUUCAGUGUGACUUGGACUUUUCCAACGUUACAUUUAGUUAUUUGUAACUUACGAUAUUUGUGAUACAAUUGGUUAUGUUUCUUUUGUUUUUCCAAGUGGAGCAGAGCCACGUGACGUGACGUGACGUGACAUGACUUGCUCGGGGUUGUGCAGUGUCAGUGGUGGGAUUUGAACCCACAGCCUCAGGGUCUGAGGACCAAAGCUUUAACCACUGCGCCAGCUCCAUUAAAUGUGACUUUUUUCCAUUUAUAAACAGGUUAGGUAAAGGUGUCCCCAAAUUCACGCAAGAAGUAAUUUUGAUAGAGAUAGAGAACACAGGUUUUUAAUUAAAAAUUGUAAAUUUUUAAUUGAUUCAUAAAGUAUACAGCAGGGCUACUCAAAUAUAAAUUUGAAAGGUCCACUUACUAAAUUUCCGUUCAGUCUGAGGUCCGCAAAAGUGACGGUCAAAUUUCAAAUAGAGAACUCCAAAAAAAGGCAAAAGUCUUGGGAAGUGAAGCAGGUCCUGCUGUAAGUCACAUUUGAACACCUCCAGCUUCCUCUGGAAAGCACGGACAGCUAACAUGAGGUCACACACUGUGCUGUUUUUGCCUCAGAGCUUCAUAUUAAAGUCAUUAAGAUGGGAAGUAAUGUCCGUUAGAAAAGCAACAAUUUCCAUUUUCUCGUCAUUCUUCAUGAAAUCCACAAACGGUUUGGCUUUUGCACUCUUCUGAUCCAACAGAAAUGUCUCCAGCUCUUUCCGCAGUGCCCAAAAACGCUCCAGUACCUUGCCUUUACUAAGCCACCGGACAUUGUUGUGAAGGAGCAAAUCAUCAAAUGUUGCAUUCACCUCUAUUAGAAAUAAGCGCAAUGAACGAUGCUGCAAAGCAGAGGAUGCUCUCAGAUAAUUGACUAGUUUCAUGACUGUUGUCAUGACUUCUGAGUACCUUUCUCCAAGGCUGGCACACAAAACCAUCUGGUGAAUUAUGCAGUGGUAUGCCAUGAGGUCAGGGUGGUGAGUUCUCAAGCGUGACACUAAUCCCCUCUCUUUCCCAAUCAUACAUGGUGCGCCAUAAGUAGCAAUGGAAACAACAUGCUUCGGGUCUAUCGCUCUGUCUCUAAGCAUCAGUGUCACUGCUUCAUAGAUAUCAUCCCCCUUUGUGUGUCCAUGGAGGUUUGUGAGACCCAAAACAUCUUCAUGAAAUUCUCCCUUUUCUUCAUCAAAAAAUCUGACAAAGACCAUGAGUUGUGCAUUGUCCGUGAUGUCUGUGGAUUCAUCCACAGCCAAUGAAAUGAAUUUGGCUUUUUUUAUAGCAGAACUAAGUUGUUCAAGCAAAUCAUCAGCGAGUAUUUCAGUUCGUCUUGCAGCAGUGGAAUCAGAACAGGGUAUUUGGUUUAUUUUCUGGAUUAUUUCAUCCUUUUGAGUCCCUUCAAACAGAGCAGUCACCACUUCACUCAUACACUCUUUGACUACUUCAGCAUCAGAGAAGGGUUUCUUGUUUUUUCCCAGGACCCAUGCUACUCUUAGUGGGGCUCCUGUUGUGUGGCUGAUCUAACUAUUACACUGCUUGUAGCUUCAUAUGAUGAUUUCAGCUGGUUUAUUUUUAUGGUCCUUACCUCUGAGUUCUGAGGGUAAUUUUGUUCGAAAUGUGCAUGCUUGGUUUCAUAAUGGCGUUUCACAUUACCACUUUUGAUUAUUGCUACCGUCUCGUUGCAGAUUAAACACAUUGGUUUUCUGCUUCCCACGGGGAGCACGAACGCAUAUUUUUCUGUCCACUCACUCUUAAAUUCACGGUUUUCAAAAUCAACUUUUCUUUUCUUAUCAAUGUACUGUCUUGAGCCAGCUAUCUUCACUUUCAGUCAGCAAAAAAAAAAUUCAGUUAUCGAAAUUUGCACUGCCUGCGAGUGAUGAGACUGCCUGUUCACCGGCCUGACCCAGAGCACGUGACCGGUACAUAAAUCUGGCUGCCGUGAAUGAGCGAGCGAGCAAGCGAGUAUUGGGGGGGAGGCGGGGAGUAGUGGGAACGUUGCUAUAACAAUACUAUUACAGCUGCUGUGAUUGGACAUAGAUGAAGCAGCCAAACCGAGUAGAAACCUCAAAGAUAUAUCGCGUGGAAUCACAAUUGCGCACUUCAUUGAAAACUCAUUUGGAUUAUGAUUAAAUUUGAAUGUUUUGGUGUCGGUCCAGAUUUAACCGUAUUUGGGUCCGGAUGCGGACCGGAGUCCGCCUAUUGAGUACCCCGGGUAUACAGUAUAGGGUUAUGUAUGGAAUAGCAUAUCGGGUAAAUGGCCUCCACAGCUUUGCUGCACAUACGCACUCUUUUGUCAAAAUUUUCCAUGACCGUUUUGCAUAAAUGUGGCUGAAUUUCAUUGAUACAACACUCAAUUACCUCCUUCAAAGUGUGGGUGGUCGUGGGCUUGAUGGCAUAAACCUUAGACUUCAAAAAACCCCAAAGAAAAAAGUCCAAAGGCGUUAAAUCGCAUGAUCUGGGCGGCCAAUUUUGAUCACCAAAACGGGAAAUUACACGACCAGGAAAACUGUAGCUGCCAAACCUUCAUUAUUUUUAAAAUAUUGCUGAGCAAUGAAAACGCGUUGUUCGUUCGUGUUGCGCUCCAUUUUUAAUAACCCUGAACUGUGAGCUGUCAUGCUGUCUUUUUUUUUUUUUCCAUUGGCAACACUUUACCGCACAAAUGGCGCCAAAUUCAAAUCUUGAGUGAAUUUUGGGACACCCUAUAGAAGUUGGGUUGAUAAAUUUUCAAAUGGUGUGAAACAGGGUAAUUGAUUUUUGUUAUUUGCUUUGAUUUCUGUGAGUUUAUUUCUUAAAUAUUUUUAUGGUACCUAUUUUUAACUUUCAGUGUAAAAUACUGUAGUUGUCUACCCCUCAGUAGUGUAUGAUCUUGUCUAAUUUGGUUACUCUCUGAGUAGUAUUGAUAUUUUGAAUGUACUUUAUUCAGUUGUUAACAGUUACAGGUUACAUUCGUCCUAUUAUAUAGAUAGCAUCCUUUAGUUUAUGUAAGUAUGACUUGCCAGGCUUCUUAAUAUUUACCACAGCAUGUUUUUACAGAACUGAACAUGUUUUGGAGAUUUAAGAAUUAACUUUCAUUUCCCCCCUCACAGCAAUGUCUGGUGUAACUGGCGCAGCCCUUCUGGAAACCUCUUUUAUUAACCGCAGUUUAUCAGCCUUAGCAGAUGUACUUGGAGCGUUA
Messenger RNA from Polypterus senegalus (gray bichir), 6450 nucleotides. RefSeq names its product kinesin family member 25 (gene kif25). Bases 106 to 1605 code for a protein of 499 amino acids. The transcript is spliced from 14 exons. Lineage: Eukaryota; Metazoa; Chordata; Cladistia; Polypteriformes; Polypteridae. The record is from RefSeq and is a predicted model, not a curated record. Gene Ontology annotation, biological process: microtubule-based movement. Gene Ontology annotation, molecular function: ATP binding; microtubule motor activity; microtubule binding.